Messenger RNA from Nematostella vectensis (starlet sea anemone), 858 nucleotides. RefSeq names its product rhodopsin, G0-coupled. The transcript has a single exon. Gene Ontology annotation, biological process: G protein-coupled receptor signaling pathway. The record is from RefSeq and is a predicted model, not a curated record. Gene Ontology annotation, molecular function: G protein-coupled receptor activity. Gene Ontology annotation, cellular component: membrane. Bases 1 to 858 code for a protein of 285 amino acids. Lineage: Eukaryota; Metazoa; Cnidaria; Anthozoa; Actiniaria; Edwardsiidae.
AUGAGUAUACCACUCAUGAUCUAUCUCGGUGUUGUGAGCUUCGCGGGCUCAGUCUUCAACUUCAUCGUCCUCUUGGUAUUUCUCAGCAAACGCCAUUUUCUCCAGGUGCCAGAUGUCUUCCUACUCAGCGUAGCAAUCAGUGAUUGCCUCGCGUGUGUCAUUGCAAUGCCUGUGACGCUAUUAGCCGUCAGCAACGGUAGCUGGCAAUUUGAUUUUGAACUCUGCAAAAUGCAUGCAUCACUUUUUUACACCUUUGGUCUUGUCUCCAUCACCCACUUGUCUGCCAUGGCGUUCGAGAAGUAUCUAACUCUCUUUAAGAGUACAAGUACUAACGGGUACUACCUCACUAAAGGGCAGGCUGUCAAGAUCAUAGCAGCCCUGUGGGGGUACUCCCUAGUGUUCAGUUUGUCCCCCCUUGUCGGCUGGGGCGCUUACGGACUGGGACCAGAGAACAUCACAUGCACGUUGCUAUGGGGAGCGAGUGGAGCGAAAGAUGACACGUACUAUGGCGCUGUGUUUCUUGGAUGUUUCUUUGUGCCGGUUGGUUUUAUACUUUUCAGCUACUAUCACAUUAGUAAGGUAAAGCAAGAAAAUGAACGUGUUUCCAGGUUUUAUUGUAAUGAUUGUGUCAAUGUGUUGGGUGUCACUGUGUUUGUGUUUGUGUUUGGAGUCAAUAUGUUUAUUGUCAAUGUGUUGGGUGUCACUGUGUUUGUGUUUGUGUUUGGAGUCAAUAUGUUUAUUGUCAAUGUGUUUGGUGUUAAUGUGUUUGGUGUCAAUCUGUUUGGUAUAAAUGUGUUUAGUGUCAAUGUGUUAAGUGUAAAUAUGUUUAGUGUUAAGUUGAUUGGUGUUGAUUGGUGA